Toxorhynchites rutilus septentrionalis is the source of this 2705-nucleotide messenger RNA. RefSeq names its product tubulin beta-3 chain. The record is from RefSeq and is a predicted model, not a curated record. Gene Ontology annotation, molecular function: structural constituent of cytoskeleton; GTP binding; GTPase activity. Bases 423 to 1787 code for a protein of 454 amino acids. Lineage: Eukaryota; Metazoa; Arthropoda; Insecta; Diptera; Culicidae. The transcript has 4 exons. Gene Ontology annotation, cellular component: cytoplasm; microtubule. Gene Ontology annotation, biological process: microtubule cytoskeleton organization; mitotic cell cycle.
ACGUCAAUGCGAACGGUUGUAGUCAGCUGUAUCGCCUGGUCUGUUCCAACUAGAGUGUAGUAAUUGGAGUAAGCUGCAUCUGUACCGAAUCAUCGUCAUCAUCAUUAUCAUCAUCGUGAACAUCAUCAUCCACCCAGUCGGUGGAGGAGAGUAAAACCAAGCUGCUGAGCAGUCAAUUUGGCCACACCAGUGCCAGACGCCGAAUCGUACGGAUUACUUCCUCACAUUUCUUCUGUGAAGAACGCUGCUCCAAGAGCUUACAAAACAGUGCGAGACAUCUCUCAGUGCCUUAUAGCCAAAAACCAGUGAUACAGCACCACAGCUCCUCAGUUAUCCAAGUGCAGUGCGCGUGUUGACACGUGAAAACCCAGAGGUCCUCAUUUUUCUUUGAAUCGUUCAAAUUUUAAACCAACCUCACCAAAAUGAGAGAAAUCGUCCAUCUGCAGGCCGGUCAGUGCGGAAACCAGAUUGGUGCUAAGUUCUGGGAAAUCAUCUCCGAGGAGCAUGGAAUCGACGCUACCGGAAUCUACCACGGAGAAUCGGAUCUGCAAUUGGAACGUGUCAGCGUGUACUACAAUGAAGCUUCAGCGGUAUCUCGUUCCUCGGGUGGCAAAUAUGUACCACGUGCCAUUCUGCUGGAUCUUGAACCGGGUACUAUGGAGGCCGUUCGCUCCGGACCAUACGGCAAACUUUUCCGUCCCGAUAACUUCGUCUUCGGACAGUCUGGUGCCGGCAACAACUGGGCCAAGGGACACUAUACCGAGGGUGCCGAGCUGGUCGAUGCUGUGCUGGAUGUAGUGCGCAAAGAGUGCGAAAACUGCGACUGCCUGCAGGGAUUCCAACUGACCCACUCCCUCGGUGGUGGUACCGGUUCCGGUAUGGGAACCCUGCUGAUCUCUAAAAUUCGCGAAGAAUAUCCCGACAGAAUCAUGAACACCUACUCUGUUGUCCCAUCACCAAAGGUGUCCGACACCGUUGUGGAACCUUACAACGCCACGCUAUCGAUCCACCAGCUGGUUGAGAACACCGACGAAACCUAUUGCAUUGAUAACGAAGCACUCUAUGACAUCUGCUUCCGCACGCUGAAGGUGCCAAACCCAAGCUACGGCGACCUUAACCAUCUCGUCUCGCUGACAAUGUCCGGAGUUACCACCUGCCUGCGUUUCCCUGGCCAGCUGAACGCCGAUCUGCGAAAACUGGCCGUCAACAUGGUCCCAUUCCCUCGGCUGCAUUUCUUCAUGCCAGGAUUCGCUCCACUAACCUCACGCGGAUCUCAACAGUACCGCGCUCUGACCGUCCCAGAGCUCACCCAGCAGAUGUUCGACGCCAAGAACAUGAUGGCUGCCUGUGAUCCACGUCACGGACGCUAUCUGACCGUGGCCGCCGUCUUCCGUGGGCGCAUGUCGAUGAAGGAGGUCGACGAACAGAUGCUGGCCGUCCAGAACAAGAACAGCAGCUACUUCGUCGAGUGGAUCCCGAACAACGUCAAAACCGCCGUCUGUGAUAUUCCACCAAAGGGUCUGAAGAUGUCGUCGACCUUCAUCGGAAACACCACUGCCAUCCAGGAGCUGUUCAAGCGCAUCUCCGAACAGUUCUCCGCUAUGUUCCGUCGUAAGGCUUUCUUGCAUUGGUACACUGGCGAGGGUAUGGAUGAGAUGGAAUUCACCGAAGCCGAGAGCAACAUGAACGAUCUCGUGUCAGAGUAUCAACAGUACCAGGAAGCGACGGCCGACGACGAGUUCGAGCAGGAAGAAUGUGCCGACGAAAUGGAAGGUGAAUGCGUCUAAAUCACUGCUGCUGCUGCUGUUGCUGACAACUCCUCGGCUAUUUCGAGAAGCAUUUUUACUAUUUAUUAUUUUAGUUAGAUAAAUCGAAUCGAUGUGUUUUAUGUGUACACAAGCCGGAGAAAUAGUCUUUAAAAUUCUAACAAUUCAUCCUACUCUUGGAUCUCAGCAUACUUACUAAUCAGUCAGACAAGGCAAAAUCAAGUAAGUUUUAGAAAGAUUAAAACUAUUCAUUCACCGCACAUAAAAACAUCGAACGGAAACCAAUUGUGUAAGUAGGAGAGCGAGAGUGUGACUUAGUAUUGAAUUUGGAGCGGAGACGAAAAAUUUGAACGCCCGCCCCCUCCGGAACAGCGAGAAUAACCACGUGAAAGCCUAUACUCUCAGGCAAUAUUUCCAGGGGAAGGAAAUAACUUGCAUCACUGAGCAUCGCUGGCUUUCGCGUGACCUAUCCGGGACGGGGUUUAGUAAGGGAGGUGUGGAGGUGUGGAAUGUGACGAAAGAGCUGCCAAAGCGGAAGUUGUUCGUGGAAUCAUCCGCUUCUCGCUGUACGACCGUUUAUCAUACAUUUAGCAAUAUACCCAAAGAUUUGUUUGUUUGUGGAAAAGCGUUCAGUCUUCUCAGUAUCUGUCAGUCUUUUAUUUCCUUCGAUCGGGAACCUUACGAACGAACAAUAAUAAUACCGGACGUCUUAUCUUUGCUCUUAUUUUUCAUAUUUAUCAUUUGAAUAUUUAAAUUGCGUUAUCAGAAGAAUAAAACAUACAGGAAUUGUCAAUUUUAUUUUUAAGGAUCGUUGCUUGAUCUUGUGCUAUUCUAUUCAUACACACUUGUAUACUUGAACACCUUUGAAAAAGCAAAUCUGGGACAACUCGAAUGUUGGUAAUUGAAACAGAACAAUAAAAUAUUUUGUAUUUAUUUGUA